Messenger RNA from Funneliformis geosporum, 123 nucleotides. The record is from the annotation of a GenBank genome assembly. Lineage: Eukaryota; Fungi; Glomeromycota; Glomeromycetes; Glomerales; Glomeraceae.
AUGCCAGGCUGGGAAGAUAGCUCAUGGGAUUAUCAUGGUGAGGAUAGGAAAUUGUAUUUUAAAAAUAAUGGCAAAACAUAUAGAACAGCAUUUACGACCGGUGAUACUAUCGGAUGUUGUUAA